AUGGGGCAGGAACUCAAGAGCAUCCCAGCCUGGAAGCUGGACAAGUUCAUAGAGGAUUACCUCCUUCCGGAUACCCUCUUUGGUGAUGAUGUCAAAUCAGCCAUCAAUAUUGUGUGUGAUUUCCUGAAGGAGAGAUGCUUCCGAGAUACUGCCCACCCAGUGAGGGUCUCCAAGGUGGUGAAGUGUGGCUCCUCAGGCAAAGGCACCACGCUCAAGGGAAAGUCAGACGCUGACCUGGUGGUGUUCCUUAAUAAUCUCACCAGCUUUGAGGAUCAGUUGAACCGUUGGGGAGAGUUCAUUGAGGAAAUUAAGGAACAGUUGUAUGAGGUUCAGCGUGAGAGACAUUUUGAAGUCACGUUUGAGGUUCAGAGUUCAGGGAGGCCCGACGCUCGGUCUCUGAGCUUUAAGUUGACCCCCCCCACACACCUUCAUCAAGAGAUGGAGUUUGAUGUGCUUCCAGCCUUUGAUGUCCUGGGUCAUGUUACCAUAUACAGCAAGCCUGAUCCUGAAAUCUACGCCAAUCUCAUCAAGAAGUGCCUCUACCUGCAGAAGGAGGGCGAGUUCUCUACCUGCUUCACUGAGCUCCAGCGGAACUUCCUGAAGCAGCGCCCAACCAAGGUGAAGAGUCUCAUCCGCCUGGUCAAGCACUGGUACCAACUGUGUAAGGAGAAGCUGGGGAAGCCGCUGCCCCCACAGUAUGCCCUGGAGCUGCUCACAGUCCAUGCCUGGGAACAUGGGAAACAAGGGAAUGGAUUGACUGAGUUCAACACAGCCGAGGGCUUCAAAACUGUCUUGGAACUGAUCAGCAAGUACACACAGCUUCGAAUCUACUGGACAAAAUAUUAUGACUUUCAACACCAGGAUGUCUCCAAAUACCUGCACAGACAGCUCAGAAAAGCCAGGCCUGUGAUCCUGGACCCGGCUGAUCCAACAGGGAACGUGGCUGGUGGGACCCCAGAAGGCUGGAGUUGGUUGGCCUUAGAGGCUGAGGUGUGGCUCUGCUACCCAUGCUUUAAGAACAGGGAUGGUUCCCUCGUGUGUUCCUGGGAUGUGCCGACAGAGGUUCCUGUACCUUUCGAGCAGGUGGAACAGAACUGGACAUGCAUCCUGCUGUGA
This is a messenger RNA of Grammomys surdaster, 1116 nucleotides long. RefSeq names its product 2'-5'-oligoadenylate synthase 1A-like. NCBI's taxonomy places the organism in Eukaryota, Metazoa, Chordata, Mammalia, Rodentia, Muridae. The transcript has 7 exons. Gene Ontology annotation, molecular function: 2'-5'-oligoadenylate synthetase activity; double-stranded RNA binding. The record is from RefSeq and is a predicted model, not a curated record. Gene Ontology annotation, cellular component: nucleoplasm; membrane; cytosol. Bases 1 to 1116 code for a protein of 371 amino acids. Gene Ontology annotation, biological process: negative regulation of viral genome replication; defense response to virus; regulation of ribonuclease activity.